Molecule: messenger RNA, 719 nt
Organism: Polyodon spathula (Mississippi paddlefish)
Lineage: Eukaryota; Metazoa; Chordata; Actinopteri; Acipenseriformes; Polyodontidae
Product: pleckstrin homology-like domain family B member 1
Exons: 4
Coding region: 112-573 (153 amino acids)
Biological process (GO): regulation of microtubule cytoskeleton organization
Cellular component (GO): basal cortex
Molecular function (GO): protein binding
Source: RefSeq, a predicted model, not a curated record
GGGAACACACAGACAGGAGCACUGAGAGUGAGUGAGAGAGUGAGGGACACACAGACUGGAGCACUGAGAGAUCCCCACGGCUGUGAUGGAGUGAUUGACAAAGCUGUUGCCAUGGAGAACUUGAACAGGAACUUGACAGAGCACGGCCGACAGACUCACCAGAUUCUACAAGGCACCCCUCUGGACCUGAUUGAGACAGGGAAGGGGCUGAAGGUGCAAGCAGAGCGCCCCCACCUGGUGAGUCUAGGAAGUGGUCGCCUCAGCACUGCCAUCACACUGCUGCCCCUGGCUGAAGGACGGACUACAGUUGGCUCUGCCGCAAAAGACAUCAAUGUGCAGGGCCCGGGCAUCGCUGCCCAGCACUGCUACAUCGUGAAUCAGAACGGGGUCAUCACGCUGCACCCCUGUGGGAACCCCUGCUCCAUCGACGGCAUCCCUGUCACCAAGCCCGUCCGCCUGACACAAGGUAGAGGACGUAGCUGCACGAGAACUACCAGGGCUAGCAGAGACCUUGCACGCACUGGGAGCAGCCCAAGCUUCAGCAGCAUGAGUUCUCUCCCUGAUAGAAGCUGACUGCACUGUCGGUGCGGUAGCAAAACGAACUCAACUACAGUAAAAGAGAUAGGGACCUCUGCAAAGCAUUGCAAAUCUUUCUGAUUCACCAUACCAUGCAUGCACUUAGUACUGUAAAUCAUAGGGAAAGAGGGGCCAAAUUUAUA